CAAUAUAUACCUUCUUAACACUUGGUCUGCCUGCGACUCUGUCUGUGUCUCCGUGACUCUAACAGCUCGGCCUGGUUAAAGUAACCUCGGGAUCAUCCAGCAAACAUGGCCACUGAGAAAAGGCUGUCUGCGAGGCGUAAGCACACCCUGAAGGGUUGCAUGCUCGUGGUGGCAGGUAAUUUGUUGGACGCUGAAGCGAAUGUGAAGGCCAAAGAGAGAGAGACGUUUUUGGCAGAUAAAUGUCCUCCUGUUGAGCUGCCGUACUCCAGGGAUGAGCUGUUGGAACUGUGCCAGAAGCUUCAUGAGCAGAUCAUCAUCAGUGAAGAUGAGAGAUACGGCAUAGAGUUCAAACUGAACAUGGUGCUGAAUGAGGUCAGGGACCUCAAUAUCAAGAUUGUGGAUUUGAGAGGAAAGUUCAAGAGACCCCGGCUGAAGAAAGUGCGCAUGUCUGCUGACGCCAUGCUCAAAGCUCUGUUGGGCUCCAAACACACUGUCAACAUGGACCUGAGGGCCAAUCUGAAGCAGGUCAAGAAGGAGGUGAAAGAGGAGGACAAGCAGCUGCGUGAUGUGGGAGACUGGCGUAAGAACAUUGAAGACAAGUCUGAUAGGAAGAAGAUGUUUGAUAGCUAAAUGCGAGGGUGACUUUCAGGACAGAAAUUGGGUUUACUGUCUUUGUUAACUGAAGGGUUUUAAUCCAAAGUGAUGCAUUUCUAAUUCAUUUUACUUGAUCUGUAGAUCCUGAUCUUAGUAAACAUAAUCUAAAGGCAUAUGUUUGGUGGAAGAUUAUGGUGCUUACUAAGCUUCUGUUUUGGUACAGUAUGUGAUAAAUGGCCUUUACUUUAAUUCAAGGCUUGUGUUAAGGUGCAGUGAAAUGUAGGGAAUCUGUGAUAUGCACUGAUGCCAGUGAAGCAUGGUUGUAGUUUUUGGAUAUCUCACUUUGAAUUAUACUCGUCACUAAGCUUCCUUCAUGCUUUAGCCUGUAUUGAAACUGUACUGUGAUAUAUUUGUACUGUGUUACAGUUAGUAUGUGUCAGAUAAAUCAAUUCUACUUUUUUCUCCUUUUGCUUUUACUAAUGUGCUGUUGUGAUGUACGUUUCCUGAAACUCUAGUUAGUGUCUGAGGUUAAAAUCCAAAUGCAAUGGACGCAUAUUUUGCAAAUAAAUCAUGACCCAUAUUCUAACUGGCCCAGCAUGAAUAAAUGAAACACUACAACAUGCUCUUUACACACAUUCAUUUGGUCAAUCCUUCACUUCUCCCUUGUUUGAUGUAGAUUGUAGAACGUCUAGUCAAGUGUUUCGUGCCACUUAGCUGUCCAAGAACCAUUAGAUCUCUGACAUGACCUGUUACCAUAAACUGUAAAUAUCAAAAGAUGGACAGACACCAUUACAUCACUUAGUGGUUUGUAAAGUCCUGUUGGGAAGCUGGUUGUCAGUCUGAUAACUGACACUGAUGUGGCCAAUGAGCAUAUUCUGGACAAUUAUCUUUUCUGGCUCUUAUAAUGAGAUAAUUUAUAAAAUGGACCUAAAGUUUCAUUCAUUAUAACCUAAAACUAGUCUGGAAACUUGUCAGACCCACAAGUUACAUCUCUUAUUCUGUCUGCCAACAUGUUUCCUGUAAUACACUUUCAUUUAUUAAUAAAUUUCAUCCAUUUA
This is a messenger RNA of Pundamilia nyererei, 1652 nucleotides long. Its product is annotated as troponin I, fast skeletal muscle-like. The record is from RefSeq and is a predicted model, not a curated record. Gene Ontology annotation, biological process: cardiac muscle contraction; skeletal muscle contraction. The coding region runs from base 106 to 630 and encodes 174 amino acids. Gene Ontology annotation, cellular component: troponin complex. Lineage: Eukaryota; Metazoa; Chordata; Actinopteri; Cichliformes; Cichlidae. The transcript is spliced from 7 exons.